Cetraspora pellucida is the source of this 246-nucleotide messenger RNA. The record is from the annotation of a GenBank genome assembly. Lineage: Eukaryota; Fungi; Glomeromycota; Glomeromycetes; Diversisporales; Gigasporaceae.
UAUAUAGAAGUCCAUAAUAGUAAUCAUAAUCAUAACCUCUUGAAAGACUUAUUAGGACAUCUAAUGUUACAUCAACUUACAAAGCACAAAUUAGUAAGAGUUACAGAAAUAACAACCUCUGAUUCACAUUCUAUGGAAAUAAUAUUAACUAUUUAUCAAAAUGAUCUAUCAGCAUUAGCAAUAAGUAAGGUUAUUAUAAUGCAUAUUAGCAGUUUUGCAAAAGAAAUUUGGCAGAUCAUACCUUAG